AAAUCAGCUGAUCAGUUUUAUCAUUGAGAGUAACUGACGGUGUGUGUGAGGCCAGUUUGCAUGACUUGCGCAACGAAUACACAGCAAUAAGUGGCAGUGAUUUUACAUGGUAGCGAUUUAAGAUAAUAAUUGCCGUUGUGAUUCACGCCAUUGUCCGCAGAUAUAAAAAAAACAUGUGAUCAUAAUAAUAUUCACUGGAUUAACACGGAUAUAUCAGACUAUGAAAGGACACAAUGACGUAUAUAUAGAGUGUAUAUAUAUUUAUACAUUUUUCGAUAUGUAUAAAACCUUGAACAAAGAAACGAAUGACAGCUUUAACAAGAGAUACGUUUCGCGCAGUUGCUUAUAGUUGAGACAUAAGUAGUUACAGUCAGAAAGUAAAAAAACAUAAGUAGUUACAGCCAGUAAGAAAAAAAAAACAAGUGUGCAACAAAGUGUGUACAUUUUCUCGUCGCAAGAUUUUGGGUUCUUAUCGAAUGGAAUAGUUAUGCAGAUGGAAGUGAGUUAUAAAUUUUCGAUGAAUAAUUAGUUUGCAAAAUAAAAUGGAUCGAGUUAUAACAGGAUGGAAACGUUACAUGUUAGUGCAACCACCUAUUCUCCUGGUCUUAAUUGCCUUAUCAAUGUCUGGUGCUAUCUUCACAAAUCUGAUAGUGUAUCGCACUUGCAUAUCAAUGAAAAUAAACGAGACAGAGUGUUUAUUACUCAAUACAAAUAGCAGCAGUAAAGAAGCUAUCAAAAUAAAUUCCAAGGUACAGCCGUAUGCUAGUGUAAUUCUGAUGAGCAAAUCCUUCGUCGAAAGUAUCUUCCCUUCGGUGCUUUCUUUGUUUUUGGGACCAUGGAGCGACAAGUACGGGAGAAAACCUGUGAUAUUAUCAGGUUAUAUAGGUAUAUCUUUAACUUUCCUUCUCAUUGCCGUAAUGAGUGAUCUGAACGUUUCGCCUUGGUAUUUUUUGAUAGCUUAUAUUCCUAUUGGCCUGCUAGGCGGUAUAUAUGUAUUAAUGUUAGCUUCGUUAUGUUAUGUCACUGAUAUGACGAAUGACAGUGAGCGAGCAUGGCAUUUGGCCUGGAUAGAUGCUUUACUUAAUCUCGGGUUAUUAAUCGGUUUGCUCAGUGGUCCAUUAAUAUUUGAGGAAUAUGGGUACACCAUUGUUUUUAGUAUUUCGACCGUGUUGAGCAUUAUAGCAACAUUGUACAUAUUACUUGUUGUUCCGGAGAUUGUACAAAGAUCUUCUUCUGGUAUCUGCAAAAUAUUCGAUUGCACACUUGUAAAAGAUCUUAUAGACACGUGUGUCAAAAAGAGAGAUGGAUUUGAUAGAUUGUUAGUUUGGUGCUGCAUAACUUGUCUUACAAUUCUCUUGAUCACCAUGCAAGGCGAAAUCGCUAUCGAGUAUCUGUUUGUAAGCGCGCAGCUUGGUUGGACUGUAAAACAAUAUUCCAAUUAUGUAGCCAUAAAUGUCGUGCUCGGAAUAAUUGGUACGCUAUUUGGCAUCAAAAUAAUGCGAAAUUACGCAGGAAUGCCAGAAGCAUUACUUGCUGCAACAUCUGUUAUGUCAUCCCUUGGUGGUGCUUUGGUGUUAGCUUUCACGUGGCAAUCCUGGCAUAUGUAUUUGUCAAUAUUUAUAACCAUGUUUAACGGGAUAUCUAAACCAAUGAUUCGCGCAAUAUUGUCCAAAGCAGUACCUGUGCAGGAUAUAGGAAAAGUUUUUUCUCUGGCUACGUCUCUAGAAACAGUGUUACCAUUUGCGGCAGCCUCUCUGUACACUCUUCUUUACACCAAAUAUAUGCCACCUUUGUACCCUCAACCAGUUUGGUUUUUAUCAGUAACAUUUUAUAUUAUAACUAUUAUAAUACUGAUAUAUAUUCAGGUAAAAAUAAUCAAACGCAACGAUAUAGCUUACACUUCGGUGACAGAAAGCGACUCUGCUAGUUAAUUUAUUCAUUAUUUUUAUCAAAAAAUGUUAACAAAAUUGAAGCCAAGUGAUAAGCAACUCUAGUUAUAUUAAAGUGAUAAGCAACUCUAGUUAUAUUAAAAAUUAAAAAAAAACUAUAUUGCGCCCUCGACACUGUGGGUGUAGUCGAAGUCUCACUGCAAAUGUUUCUAAGCAUCAUUCUAUAAUUAACGAGAAAUAAAGAUAAAAUGCUUUGAAACAUUUACAGUGAGGCUUUGACCCUGUGUGUCUUUAUGUUUGAACGCGCAAAUUUUAAUCAAUGUGAUUGACUUAGAUCUUUUCGUAUCUCUCAAAAACUAUUUAUAAUCUAUAUAAUUAUAAUCAAUAUUUUGACAUAAAAAUGAUAUUAGAAAUUUGAUAUUAGAAAUUUGAUAUUAGAAAUUGAUAUUAGAAAUUUCUUUUUGAAAUGAUCUCAGGAAUCUGAUAUUAAGAAAAGUGACGACAGUAGUUGUAGAAUACUUUUUAUAUUAUAUGUAUGUAAUAUAAUAUUGUAAAAGAUAUAUAUAUAU
Pseudomyrmex gracilis is the source of this 2458-nucleotide messenger RNA. Its product is annotated as proton-coupled folate transporter-like. NCBI's taxonomy places the organism in Eukaryota, Metazoa, Arthropoda, Insecta, Hymenoptera, Formicidae. The record is from RefSeq and is a predicted model, not a curated record. Bases 543 to 1931 code for a protein of 462 amino acids. The transcript has 6 exons. Gene Ontology annotation, molecular function: transmembrane transporter activity. Gene Ontology annotation, biological process: transmembrane transport. Gene Ontology annotation, cellular component: membrane.